CACAGGCAGGGUGGCGGGGGCGAGGAACCUGGGUGGAGCCUGGCGUCCCCUCCAGCGUGCGGCCGCGCCCGUCCUCCGGGCUGCAGCGAAGCGACUGACCACCGCAUCGGCCACCGUGAGCUCAACCCGGGGUGCGUCUGCCACGGUGCAAUCGGCCGGCCGCACUGCGAUCGGGUACCGGGUCUCCAGCUUCCUCUCCAGCGCCGAGGCGUCGGGCUCGCGCGUGCGCAGCGCGGGAGGGGAGCCGGCCGGGACCCUCUGCUGACCCCGCGCAGGGCGACCCGGCGGCGAAGAGGCAAACCAGGAUGAGCUUCCCGGAGCUGCGGCCUCACUGAAGAGGAAGCCCUGGGGCAGGAGGGUGCAGCCGCCUUCGGUACGUGAGGCCAUGGCGUUCCUGGCCGGGCCGCGCCUGCUGGACUGGGCCAGCUCGCCACCGCACCUGCAGUUCAAUAAGUUCGUGUUGACCGGUUACCGGCCGGCCAGCAGCGGCUCCGGCUGCCUGCGCAGUCUCUUCUACCUGCACAACGAGCUGGGCAAUAUCUACACGCACGGGCUGGCCCUGCUGGGCUUCCUGGUGCUGGUGCCAAUGACCAUGCCCUGGGCUCAGUUGGGCAAGGAUGGAUGGCUGGGAGGUACACAUUGUGUGGCCUGUCUGGUCCCCCCUGCUGCCUCUGUGCUGUAUCACCUCUUCAUGUGCCACCAAGGGGGCAGCCCUGUGUAUACCCGGCUCCUUGCCCUGGAUAUGUGUGGAGUCUGCCUUGUCAACACCCUUGGAGCCCUGCCCAUCAUCCACUGCACUCUGGCUUGUAGGCCCUGGCUGCGACCAGCUGCCCUGGUAGGCUACACUGCACUGUCAGGUGUGGCCGGCUGGAGAGCCCUCACUGCUCCCUCCACCAGUGCCCGGCUUCGGGCCUUUGGUUGGCAAGCUGGGGCCCGCCUGCUGGUGUUUGGGGCCCGUGGAAUGGGGCUGGGCUCAGGGGCUCCAGGCUCCUUGCCCUGUUACCUGCGCAUGGAUGCGUUGGCACUGCUUGGGGGGCUGGUGAAUGUGGCCCGUCUACCAGAGCGCUGGGGGCCUGGCCGCUUUGACUACUGGGGCAACUCCCACCAGAUCAUGCACCUGCUCAGCGUGGGCUCCAUCCUGCAGCUACAUGCCGGUGUUGUACCUGACCUGCUCUGGGCUGCCCACCAUGCCUGUCCCCCAGACUGAGCUGCUUCCUGUCUGCCAAACCAGUCUGCCCACCACUUCCUGGGACCAAUACCACUACCUUCCCUUCUUCUGCUGGUCUACAAGGGGCUGGUUCCCUGGAAGAGCCAGAACAUGGGACUUCCCAGCCAGGAGCACUCCUCUCUUCAUUUUUUCUUUGGAUUAACCUCUUGUAUCCAGGCCUUCAAAUCCAACUACCCGUCCCUGCCAUCUUUCCUCCACGGUACUUCCACUGUCAGCUAGAAGGAAACCAUCCUUCUUUAGGCCUCAGUUUAUCCGAUGUGACCUGUGAGGGUUGGGCCAGAGAACCUCUGGUGUGAUGUCUGAAAGUUGAGUCCAACUUUCCAAGUUUGGUCAACUUACCAAGUUUGCCAGCCCAGAAUCAUCACCCCCAUCUUGCUGCUCUCACAAGGCACCUCCUGGGUUCUUGGACUAGCCUCUCUGCCCCUGCUUCCUGACCUCCAUCUUUCUGCUCUGCAUGCCAGCCCUCUCAGCAGCCAGAAUUUUAACCUUCCUACCUAAGAGACCAGUCAGGGUACAGGGCAGCAGGCUCAGGCCCUUCUCUCAGGACCAAGUGGGCACUGGCCCUGCUUAUAUCAUCUGGCUAAGAGACUUGAGGGGAGCAAUUGCUUUUCCCAAGCAGCAGGCAGGCACAGAUGUGGAAUGGUGGCUCUGGACCCAGGCCCCCCUAGGCUAAAGGGCAUACCUUCAGUGCCAUGGUCUGACAGUCUGACUUGCCCACCAGAGACAUGUCUGCUCAGGAAAUAUCUACACAGUGUGUGGCUCCAGCCUGCUGACCCCAAGGCUACUCUGUAGCAGGGUCCUACAUUAUAGCCAGAUCGUCCCAGGAGCCUAAGACCCUGGAUGAUAUCAAUAAAUGGACAAGAAGCAUUAUGUUCCCACAUGAGCAA
Nannospalax galili (Upper Galilee mountains blind mole rat) is the source of this 2115-nucleotide messenger RNA. RefSeq names its product progestin and adipoQ receptor family member 4 (gene Paqr4). Bases 386 to 1207 code for a protein of 273 amino acids. The record is from RefSeq and is a predicted model, not a curated record. Gene Ontology annotation, cellular component: membrane. Lineage: Eukaryota; Metazoa; Chordata; Mammalia; Rodentia; Spalacidae. Gene Ontology annotation, molecular function: signaling receptor activity. The transcript has 3 exons.